CUUGUAACAGCCCCUUAUUGUCAAACAGAGGGGUUUAUCGGUGUUCGAUGGAGCAAAAGAAAAAAAUAAAAUAUUAAUUGACAAAAGAAGGUGCAUUCAUUUGACUAAAUAUUCCACCAAAAUGCCUGAAGAAUCCAAGGAAAGUAAAGCGAAAAAGUUGGCUGCUGCUCGCAAAAAGUUGAAAGAGUAUCAACAACGUGGCAGCAGCAGUCAGGCCGAUGCGACGAACCCCAAUAUCGAUUCAAGCAGUAACAGCGGCCAAGUAAGCAGUAAUAUUUCGGAAAGAUCUGUGUCAGAUCUUCAUUUAAAUGACAGCAAUAUGGAAAUUAGUCAAACUAUUAGUCCCCAAGUUGAGGCAAGAAUAAGCACUCCUGCCCAUUAUUUCACAGAACCUGCAACGCCCCAACAGGAAACACUGAUUUCUAGUGUGUCUCCUUCCUUUCCCCUGCCCAGCAGCAGCCAGAUUGAUGACAGCAUUCACAGCGAUGGUAACCAAAAUAUAAAUGCCAUACAAAUCCUUAUUACGGAAAAGUCCCAGUUAACAUCGGAAUUAAACAAAUUUCGGACGGCUUGUCGAGAAAAAGAUUUGGAAUUGGAAGAACUAAGGGUGCAGUAUUCCAACGUUUCUAGGCGUGUCGAAGAUUUGCAACAACAUCUAAAGGACCAACAAAAACAAGCAGAGCAACAGCGAACGCAUAAUGCGGAGUUGCAGCACAAAUUGGCUCAAGCUAGAGCCUUAAACGAGGACCAGUCUUCACAUCUGCUCGAGCUGCAACAACAAAUGCAACUGCGAGAGGAACGUUUAAAACUUUUAGACAAUGAUUUCAAAGAGAAGAGCAACGAAUUGGAGUUGGCCCAGUUGAAAAUUCGUCAACUUUCGGACGAGAGCAAUAUAACCAAAGAUAAUCGAGUGGAAACGUUGACACAAACACAAUUCAUGUACGAACAACAAAUACGCGAUCUACAGGCUAUGGUUCAGCAGCAGCAACAGGACAAAGAACAGGCGAAUACUCAGUAUCAAACCUAUGUACAACAGCUGAACGCACAAGUGAAUCAACUGAACGAACGAAACAACGAACUAAUGGAGGAAUCUGCGAAAUUGCUCGAAAGAGAAAAACAAAUGGUGGAUCACGUACAACAAUUGGAAAAGGAGAUACAGAAAAACAUUACCAGGCAAGCGGAAAUUAAGGAAGAGAAGCAGACGGAUACUUCCUCUACGGCGGCAAUGACGAUGCAACAAGUUCAAGAACUACAAGACCGCGUUCAGGAAUUCGAAACGGAGCGUUACGAGUUUCAACUGAAAAUUAAAUCGCAAGAGGAUCGCUUACACACCUUGCAAAACGAGUACCAUCAGAAGCAAUUGGAAGUCGAAGAGUUGCGCGAGCAUCUCGAAAAUAUAACAUCCGAGCAACCGGAUAAGACAAAACUCCUGGCAACAAUGGAAUCCGAUAAGGUAGCUGCUUCCAGGGCAAUGUCGCAAAAUGUGGAACUUAAAAAACAACUGGAUGAACUAGAAAUGCGAUUUGUUCAACUUACAAAUGACAAAGCGGAUUUAAUUAAUCGUCUGGAUGCCGAGCAGUACUCGAAUCGUGAGAUGCGCAAUAACUAUGGCGUUAUGGAAAAGCGACAGCAGGAAAUGGAGGAACGCUUUAAAUUUAAAGAUGAAGAAAUGAUUAGGCUUUCUCACGAAAACGAAGAACUAAAAAAGAAACUAUCAAGACCGCAAAGGACUCCCAAUGGAGAGCAGGGAAGUAAUCACGGUCAUAACGAAGGAGACUAUGCUCAUGAUCAGGAAGAUGGACACCACCAUCAUCAACAUCACGGAAAUGAAAGUCACCAUCAACAUGAUGAUCACCGUCAUGAAAAUAACGAUCAUCACAGUGAACACCAUCAUGGCGAAACUGAAAGUGAGCACCACCACCACGAAAACGAUGGAGACCAUCGUUGCCACGAGCAUGGGCAUGAUCAUCACCACGACAAUGAAAUUCAACAUCAGCACUCUCAUCACGAUGGUUGCUCUGUCAAUGUUGAUGCUUGCCAAGAAGCCACAGAGCUCGUCAGCAGAAAUGUGCCUUCUCAAUCACCGCAACAUAUCGCAACAGAAGAAGCUGUUGAAAAACUGCAAAAACGUUUCACACAGCUAAUGAGCCAGGUGGCCGACCUAACCGAGGAGAAGCAACGCUUAGAACAUUUGGUUAUGCAGUUACAAUCGGAAACCGAAACUAUUGGCGAAUAUAUAGCUCUUUAUCAAACACAGAGGCGGAUAUUGAAACAACGUGAAUACGAAAAAGCAGCACAAACUGCCCUACUACAGGAGGAGAGGGAACAAAUGCGAAAUCGCCUAACAAUGCUGAAUAAUCUUGUUAACAGCUUGGGAAUGGAGAUACCAUUAACACAGCAGCAACAUCAACUUCAACAGCAGUUAAAUGAUGCCCUGGCCCAAAGUAAUUCCCACAACGAGGACGAAGAGGUUGGGCACAAACCACUAGAUUCAUUGCUGGAGGACAACAGUGAAGAUAAUGCGAUGACAACUUCCACAAGUCGGCAAAACACAAAAGAUCUAAGCUCGUUGGAAUCACAACAGAUUUUACAUAAGAUUCAAAAUAUAAUAACCGAAAUAAAAGAAAACACCAAGGAGCUGCCCACAGUUCAUCAUUCGGUGGAUCACCUAAAUUGCUGUUCGGGAAAAUUUGAAGUAGUCUAAACACAAAAACAAAAGCAGUGAACCGAUAUGAUCGUCACCUUGCAAAGUCUCCUCUAAAGUCUCCUUAUAACCUGUAAAUAUUUAUAUUUAGCUUUUAUAGCAAACUAUGCUUCUUGUUUCAAAAGAAAAAACUCCCUGUAUGUAUUUAUGUAUGUGUAUGUUUAUUUUUUAAAAAUAUAUAAUAAUCAUUGGCUUAACAAUCGCAA
Molecule: messenger RNA, 2910 nt
Organism: Stomoxys calcitrans (stable fly)
Lineage: Eukaryota; Metazoa; Arthropoda; Insecta; Diptera; Muscidae
Product: golgin subfamily A member 2
Exons: 4
Coding region: 122-2704 (860 amino acids)
Biological process (GO): Golgi organization
Cellular component (GO): cis-Golgi network; Golgi apparatus; Golgi cis cisterna
Source: RefSeq, a predicted model, not a curated record